AUGAAUAUUGCUGCUUGGAAUGUACGUGGUGCUGGUAAGAAUAGUUGUGCUCGCACUAUUAAGGAUCUAAAAAAAACUUUUGACAUCGACAUCCUGGCUGUUUUGGAACCUAUAAUAAGUGGGUCUAGGGCCCUAACUGUUGCUCAAAAUUUGGGUUUCUCUCACUUUCAUAUUGUUGAUGCUAUUGGCUUCUCAGGAGGUGUUUGGUUACUGUGGAAUGGGAACUCUGUGUCUCUCCAAGUUGUUGCCCACUCCAGCCAAUCUAUUACUGCCUUAGUGACCUUGGGGAAUCAGUGGUGGCUCCUAACUGUGGUGUAUGCUAACCCUUGCCAGGGAAUUAGAGAAUCCUUGUGGAAUUAUUUUGAUGGCCUUGCUCGUGCCUCCCACCUGCCUUGGCUGGUCCUAGGUGACUUUAACGAUAUUGUAAGUGCAGAUGAAAAAUGUGGAGGCAACCUGGACCAGGGUGGUAGAAGCUUCAUUGAUUGGAUUGAUC
Molecule: messenger RNA, 493 nt
Organism: Prunus avium (sweet cherry)
Lineage: Eukaryota; Viridiplantae; Streptophyta; Magnoliopsida; Rosales; Rosaceae
Source: RefSeq, a predicted model, not a curated record